UAAGAGAGAAGGAGGGAUUGCCCAAAUGGAGCAGAAUUCACUGUGUGGAAGGUCCUUGUAGUUGGUUUGAAAUUUUUAUGAAUGUAACAAGACAUGAAUAAACCCAAGAUGGCGACUGAGAAAGGGAUUCCCAGUAGCUCCAGGGUGCUGAUGUUGCUGGGCCAGUUAGAGAGGACGAAUGGAGAGGCUCUUCACCCUGAUACUGAGGUCACCCGACAGCUGACCGGAAAAAUCCUCCAUCUCAUCCAGACUCAAGAGAAAACGAGGAAGGAGAUCAUGGGUAAGGGUUCGUCUGGGAUGGAGGUCAUUCUGGCGUCCUUAGAGAACACAAGAGACCUGCAGACCAUUCUGAAUAUCCUGGGUAUUCUAAAUGAGCUGUUGUCUGUGGGUGGGGGGCGCAGGGUGGGGGUGUUUGUGUCCAAAGGGGGCACAGCCAUUCUGUUACAGCUGCUGCUCAGUGCUGGUAAAGAAUCCCCCCCCAGUGAAGAACUCAUGCUCCAGAUCCACUGCCUCCUGGCCAAAGUCGGACCUAAAGACAGGAAGUUCGGUAUCAAAGCCCGUCUGAAUGGUGCCCUGAAUGUGACUGUUAACCUGCUGAAACAGAACCUUCAGAACCACAAACUCCUACUGCCUUGCCUGCAGGUUCUGCGAGUCUACGCCAGUAACUCCGUCAACGCCGUUUCUCUGGGGAAGAGUGGAGUGGUGGACCUGAUGUUUAAGAUCAUCGGGCCCUACAGCAAAAAGAACACGAGCGUGCUUAAGGUGGGACUGGAUACUUUGUCAGCAUUGCUGAAAUCAAAGAUGAAUGCCCGGCGGGCCGUGGACAGGGGCUGCGUGCCCGCUCUCCUGGCUAUCUACCAGGACUGGCAUCGCAACGACACCCGUCACCGACACAUGCUCAUCCGCAAGAGCAUUCUGGGAUGCCUGAAAAACGUCACCAACAUCAAGCUGGGCAGGAAGGCCUUAAUCGACGCCGACGGCAUGAGAAUCCUGUACAGUACAUCCACCGAGUGCCUGCCCGUGAGGACCUUGGAUCCUCUGGUAAACACCUCCAGCCUCAUUAUGAGAAAGUGCUUCCCAAAGAACCGCCUUCCCCUGCCCACCAUCAAAAGUGUCUUCCAUUUCCAGCUCCCAAACAUCCCGGCCGAGGGACCCGUCGCCCAGAUCUACAACCAACCCCCCGGGGUGGAUGACGUUGUGGAUGAAAGUGACGAUAAUGAGGACGCUGAAAUGGACACAGAGAUGGACACGGAGAACGAGGAGGAGGAGAAGGAAGCGAAGAACGAUGACAUUGAGACCGAUAUCCGUAAACUCAGACCCGCUAAGGUCCUUACACGCCCCUUUGACGAGCUGCGGUCUUACGAGCGGUUUUUUGUAGAACUCUCUGAAGAUUUUCAGGGCUUUGAAUUUGGGAACACCAAAACGGCUGUGCCCCCCGCCCCUCGCACUCCACAGCCCAGGCACCUCCAGCCCAUCGUUGUCCCUACCGAUCGGGCUCCGCCCCUGUCCUGCCCCGACCCCCUCCUCAAAACCCCCGGCAUGGAGAAAGGGGAACCCCCCAGGUACGAGGACCAGCCGCUGAGCCUGGAGAGCAUCGCCCUCACCAAAGCUACAGAGCAAGGGCUGGACCGGGAACUGACCCACAGCUUGGACAAGCUGACCCUGGACCCGUCAGCGGGCCCGGAGAACGGGACCGGCGCCGUGCCGGACGGGACCCAGGAGGAGAACGCGGAACAGGCGGUUCUGGAGGUCCCGGACACGGCGGCGUUGCUGCCCCUCCACGACCCUGACCUCUACCUGGAGAUGGUGAAGUCCACCCGCUCGGUGCCCGGCUACACCGAGGUGGCAUACCCGGACUACUUCGGGCACGUGGCGCCGAAUGUCCGCGAGCCCAUCCUGGAACGAGUCUACGGGGUUCAGAGGACCAAGAUCUUCCAGGACAUCGAGAGACUUAUCCACCCUGGUGACAUUCUGGAUAAAGUCGUUUAUGACCUGGAUCUGCAAAGCGUCCCGGUCGUAACCGACGGAGAGACACUCAAGUUCAACUCGCAGUUUGAGUCUGGAAAUCUCCGGAAGGCCAUACAAGUCAGAAAGAACGAGUACGACCUGAUCCUAAACUCGGACAUUAACAGUAACCAUUACCACCAGUGGUUUUACUUUGAGGUGAGCAACAUGAGUGUGGGUCAGCCUUAUCGCUUCAACAUCAUCAACUGUGAGAAAUCCAACAGCCAGUUCAACUAUGGAAUGCAGGUGCUGAUGUAUUCUGUACAAGAGGCCAUCAGUGGCAGUCCCUGCUGGGAACGCACUGGACUGGACAUCUGUUACUACAAGAACCAUUUCUCUCGAAGUUCCAUUGCAGCGGGAGGUCAAAAGGGCAAAUCCUACUACACCAUGACAUUCACUGUGACCUUUCAACACAAAGACGACGUCUGUUACUUUGCCUACCAUUACCCUUACACCUACUCUGCCCUAAAGAUGCACCUGCGGAAGCUGGCGGAGAUGCGGACCCCUCAGAUCUACCUGAGAGAGGACGUCCUGUGUGAAACUCUGGGAGGAAACCUCUGCCCGCUCCUCACCAUCACUGCCACGCCCGAGUCCUCCCACAACGACCACCUCUGCCAGUUCAGGAACCGUCCGGUGGUGUUCCUGACGGCACGGGUUCACCCCGGCGAGACCAACGCCAGCUGGGUCAUGAAGGGCACGCUGGAGUUUCUCAUGGGGCCCAGCACACAGGCCCAGUGUCUGAGAGAGGCCUACAUCUUCAAAAUAGUACCCAUGCUAAACCCGGACGGCGUCAUCAACGGAAAUCACCGUUGUUCUCUGAGUGGGGAGGAUCUGAACAGGCAGUGGCAGAAUCCCAGUCCAGAGUUGCACCCCACAGUCUACCACACCAAAGGCCUUCUGCAGUACCUCGCUGCCACACACAGAACACCGCUGGUGUUCUGUGAUUACCACGGCCACUCGCGGAAGAAGAAUGUGUUUAUGUACGGCUGCAGUGUGAAGGAGACUGUGUGGCAAACCAAUGUUAACGCCACUUCCUGUGACCUGCACGAGGACCUGGGAUACCGAACUCUGCCAAAGAUCCUGUCUCAGAUGGCCCCUGCCUUCAGCCUGGCGAGCUGCAGCUUUGUGGUGGAGCGAUCGAAGGAGGCCACGGCACGCGUGGUGGUGUGGAGGGAGAUCGGAGUUCAGCGCAGUUACACCAUGGAGAGCACGCUGUGUGGCUGCGACCAAGGCAAAUACAAGGGUCUUCAGAUCGGUACCAGGGAGUUGGAGGAAAUGGGUGCCCAGUUUUGUAUUGCUCUUCUCAGGCUAAAGAGACUCACUUCACCCCUGGAGCUCCGAAACCACGCUCACUUACUAGACGUGGAGAACGACCUCAUCGACACGCGUUGCAAAAUCACCAGCCCCACCACGUACGUGAUGGAGGAAGACGAGCCGGCGUUCCUGGAGGAGGUGGACUACAGCGCCGAGAGCAACGACGAGAUCGAACCGGACAUGGAUCCGGAAUUCCACGACAACCCGGCUCUGACGGAUCCGCUCUCCGACUCGGAAAUCAACAACCAAGACUCUCUCAUCUGACUCGCCGACCCACAAAACAGCAUAAAACCACUUAACCACUAACAAACGCUUCACUUAAAACCCCUGCCUGGGAAGGCUGUCCACCAUUAGCACCAGUGCAGUAGCUGUAGCCUGUUACCAACGCUAUGGGCAGAACCCCGACGCCAUGGCAACCAGCUCAGCCCGCACCCACCUCGGCCUGCUCUGCCUUACCUCUCUGGCACAGAGAUAGUUAGACAAUAUUACCCAAAGAUAACAGGAUUACACAAAUGUUACAGGAGCCACACCAGAGAGAGACAGAGAGAGAGAGAAUAUUUUAGAAACCUGGAUGUUUAAAUGGUCACGAAACAAAUGCAAUUCGAUGGUGAAUGUAGUGUUACCCU
Chanos chanos (milkfish) is the source of this 3944-nucleotide messenger RNA. RefSeq names its product ATP/GTP binding carboxypeptidase 1 (gene agtpbp1). Lineage: Eukaryota; Metazoa; Chordata; Actinopteri; Gonorynchiformes; Chanidae. The coding region runs from base 94 to 3582 and encodes 1162 amino acids. The record is from RefSeq and is a predicted model, not a curated record. Gene Ontology annotation, molecular function: metallocarboxypeptidase activity; zinc ion binding. Gene Ontology annotation, biological process: protein side chain deglutamylation; proteolysis; C-terminal protein deglutamylation. The transcript has 26 exons.